ACAGCUUCAGGAGAAACACCCUGAGGCACAAGAGGCCAAACUUGGCUCGUUACUCUUCGGGCCAUUUGAGGAAGUGCACGAUUCGUUAUAUCAGCAGAUUGAUGGCGAAAUGAUACACGAGACAGCAUUGCGAACCAAGGGCUCCAGCGGCCCUUCAGGAGUGGAUGCAAAUCGAUUCAAGCGUAUUUUCGCAUGUAAAUCGUGA
Molecule: messenger RNA, 205 nt
Organism: Paramuricea clavata
Lineage: Eukaryota; Metazoa; Cnidaria; Anthozoa; Malacalcyonacea; Plexauridae
Source: the annotation of a GenBank genome assembly